Phyllostomus discolor (pale spear-nosed bat) is the source of this 1072-nucleotide messenger RNA. It is a transcript of the gene IFT20, whose product is annotated as intraflagellar transport 20. The transcript has 6 exons. NCBI's taxonomy places the organism in Eukaryota, Metazoa, Chordata, Mammalia, Chiroptera, Phyllostomidae. The record is from RefSeq and is a predicted model, not a curated record. Gene Ontology annotation, biological process: intraciliary transport; centrosome localization; protein localization to cilium. Bases 302 to 778 code for a protein of 158 amino acids. Gene Ontology annotation, cellular component: centrosome; cilium; intraciliary transport particle B.
CAAGUAGUGACGUUCUGUGUAAACAGGUCCUGUAGCCGUGGCAGCGGCUGAGUCUGGCUGGCCAAGUCCAGCUGUCGGAAAGAGAAGCUACCUGCAGACAUUAGUCCGGGCUGCAGCCCGCUGCCGCUACGGGGUCGAAAGCUAAACUGUGCUUCUCCAGGGCCGGUACCAUGUUGCACUCAUCUCUGUACCCCCAACAUCUAGCAAAGUUGGCACAUAGUAGGCACUCAAGAAAUAUGUGUUGAAUGAACGAUGCCUGUGACAAGCAACUGGACUUUAUUCUUUCCUGACCCUUGCUCCUAUGACACAUCUCCUCCUGGCUGCCACUGUCCUUCCUUCAGAGCAGACCUUCUCUAGAGAAGCUGGAAGGGAAACAGCAAUGGCCAAGGACAUCCUCGGUGAAGCAGGGCUGCACUUUGAUGAGCUGAACAAGCUGCGGGUGUUGGACCCAGAGGUUACCCAGCAGACCACAGAACUCAAGGAAGAGUGCAAGGACUUUGUAGAUAAAAUUGGCCAAUUUCAGAAAAUAGUUGGUGGUUUAAUUGAGCUUGUUGAUCAACUCGCAAAAGAAGCAGAAAAUGAGAAGAUGAAGGCCAUUGGUGCUCGGAAUUUGCUCAAAUCUAUAGCAAAGCAGAGAGAAGCCCAACAGCAGCAGCUCCAAGCACUAAUAGCAGAAAAGAAAAUGCAGCUCGAAAGGUAUCGAGUUGAAUAUGAAGCUUUGUGUAAAGUAGAAGCAGAACAAAAUGAAUUUAUUGACCAAUUCAUUUUUCAGAAAUGAACUGAAAAUUUCAUUUUAUAGCAGGAGGGCAAAAAAACCCAAACCAAAACCUCUGUACCAUUCCAGUGACUUUGACUAAUGACCUAGUGUGUCAUUCGAGAGGGUGUCUGAGGAGGGCAGCACCUCUGAAGGCAAUGAAAUGAAUUGGGGGGGGGGCGGGCUGUUUCAGACGCCCAUGCAUGUCUGGUGAACACCUGCUGACUACGGUGCCCAGGUUCCACCUCUUGCAUUCUUUGUCUGAAAAAACAGUCUGUAAACUUUGAUUUUUUUUUGUAAAUUCAUAAAUCUUUGGAA